GAAAGCAGGGGAGCAGAAACAAGUUUGAAGUUUGAAACUCCCAACUUUUCAAUCAUCAAAGCACAAACCCCUCUCUCUCUCUCUCUCUCUCUCUCUCUCCACAACUUUACUCUUGCUCUCUACUCUUUACUUUUCUCUCCAUCCCGUGCGUCCAACUUUCCAAUCUUUCUCUCCUCUUCUCUCAUCUCUGCAUGUUCUUCUUUUCCAGCCCCUGAUCGUUUAUUCAGAAACUUCCCAACUUUUCUCCUCCCUUUCUAAACCAGCGGUAGUCUGAUUAUCUUAUCCCGUUUUGCUACGUUGUCCAAGCGAGGAGAUCGGGGAAUGUUGGUCGCUGUCGUAGCGAAUGUCUCCCAAGUAACAAAGUUGCCGCUUCUGGGUUCGUUAUCUCUGUUCUUGCUGAUCUUACUUCUGAAAAAUUGACUUUUACCCUGAUGGGUUCGUGACUUCGUGAUUUUCUGCCACAAAGUUUGCAACUUUGAUGCUGGAUUGAAAAGGGUUUUGCUUGAUUGAUUGAUUUGCGUUGAGGGGGGAAGGGGAAAAAAAGUCAAGAGGAUCGUUUUGGGAUAAACUGUGGUUGACUUUUUUGGAUUUAGAAAGGUUAACUCUUGGUGGGUUUAGGAUUAUUAUUGUGAAUUAUGAUCAAGCAGUUGCUGGGCAAGAUUCCUAGGAAGUCGUCUAAAUCGGCUGGAAAUGGAGAAAACGGAAGGAAGAAUGGUAAAAAUUCAAAAGCUGUUGCUAAUACUGUUUCAAAGGGCAGUAAUUUUGGGGUCGAUUCUUACAUCGGGUAUGAACGGUUCAACAAUCAGCCUGGUUCAGAUUCCGGGCAGAACAAUGGAACCAUGAUUUCAAUGAAGCAUCAGAAUGGCAACCUAGGAUUAUACUCCUACGAAGUGUUGCCAGGAUUCAAAGAUGUUCCAAACUCUCAGAAGGAGAGUUUGUUCUUUAGAAAGCUAAAGCUAUGCAGCAUUGUAUUCGACUUCACCGAUCCAGCAAAGCACGUUAAGGAAAAGGAGAUCAAGCGACAGACAUUGCUGGAGCUUGUUGAUUAUGUCACUUCUGCAAAUGGGAAGUUCAGUGAAGCUGUUGUCCAAGAAGUGGUCAAGAUGGUAUCAGUCAACAUGUUCAGGACGCCUAGUCCUCAACCCCGGGAGAAUAAAGUUGUGGAUGGUGUGGACUUGGAGGAAGAAGAGCCUACGAUGGACCUCGCUUGGCCUCAUUUGCAAAUCGUCUAUGAGGUCUUCUUGAGAUUCGUGGCAUCUUCUGAGACUGAUGUCAAGUUGACUAAAAAGUACAUUGACCAGGCGUUCGUUCUCAAGUUGUUGGACUUGAUUGAUUCUGAAGAUCCUAGGGAAAGAGAGUACCUCAAGACGAUUCUUCAUAGGAUAUAUGGGAAAUUCAUGGUACAUCGUCCAUUCAUUAGGAAAUCCAUCAACAAUGUGUUCUAUCAGUUUGUUUUUGAGACCGAGAAGCACAAUGGGAUAGCUGAGCUUCUGGAGAUCUUGGGGAGUAUCAUUAAUGGGUUUGCCUUGCCUCUCAAGGAAGAGCACAAGAUGUUCCUCGUUCGUGCUCUAAUUCCAUUGCAUAAGCCGAGGUGCUUGGCGAUGUACCACCAGCCUCUGUCUUAUUGUAUAACACAGUUUGUUGAGAAAGAUUGCAAGCUCGCAGAUGUUGUGAUUAGGGGGUUGUUAAAGUAUUGGCCGGUUACUAAUAGCUCGAAGGAAGUCAUGUUUCUGAAUGAGCUUGAGGAGGUACUCGAAGCAACUCAGUCACAGGAAUUCCAGCGAUGCAUGGUUCCUCUUUUUCAUCAAAUCGCGCGGUGUUUAAGUAGCUCUCACUUUCAGGUUGCUGAAAGAGCAUUAUUUCUGUGGAACAAUGAUCCAAUCGAGAAUUUGAUCAGACAGAACCGGAAGGUCAUUCUGCCCAUUCUUUUCCCAGCACUUGAGAGAAAUGCAAGGAAUCACUGGAACCAAGCUGUCCGUAGCUUGACUUUAAAUGUCCGCAAGAUAUUUGAAGAUCUUGAUCCUGAGCUCUUCAAUGAUUGCUUGCUGAAGUUUCAGGAGACUGAGAAGAAAGAAGACGAGACCAAAGCGAGAUGGGAAGCCAGAUGGAGACGCUUGGAAGAGAUGGGUGCUCAGAAAACUGCAGGUAAUUACAAUACAACAGCCUGCUUUCCUUGGAAACCUUUCUAAUUAUCAGAGAUGUUGUUGUAGUUUGGCGUAACUGUUUGCAUGAAAACUUCGUAGGAACUUUUCUUGCUGUGAAAUGUCGUUCUUAAGAUUGUAACUCCAUAAAGGGCCAAUUGCAAACAGCUUUGUUAAAAAUGUAUUGAGAAAAGAAUCAGCUUUCUUGAAUAUCUAUCGUUCUUUCGCACCAUGCAAUGUGUGUAAGCAAGUGGAACACUAUGGAAAUGCAUCAAGCUUUCCGUCCACCUGUAUAAUCAUUGAUUUCUCUUCGUUGUUCAUCUUUCAACAGGUAAGUAGAAAGGGAAGCUAGCAAGCAAUGCUGUUUGGCGCGAAGGACGGGAUUCUCGCUAUAAAUGUGGCAGCCUUUUGCAUCGAAAAAUGGGGUUCUUCUUCUGCAAGAUAGACCUGCGAACCUGACUAGCGGAUGAGAUAACCGAAAUGGUACACCAUUGAUGACUUGGUGAGGUUUUUUGUCUUUGUAUUGGAAGAUUGAAGCUGUACUGCUAAACGUGAGAAGCCAGGUCCAUGAAACUACUAUGUGGAAAGGGGUUAAGUUGCUGAGACUGUUAGAAGAAAGAAUAUUUGUAUUGGAAAGCUACAAGUUUGGUGCUUUCAAUUGCAGAAAAGUGGUGUAUGUUGAACUUUAAGUGAGCAUUAAGAUGUGAAAUAGGUUAGUGAGCAGGGGUGUGGAUGGAUGUAUCUUGUCAUGCAAUGUCACUCGAGUUUGAAUUAUCAGUUGAAUAUUUAAAGAGCAAGAUAAGAAGUUUCUUAUCUUGCUUGCUUUCUGUUUUGAGGGUAGUGAUGAGGAGGAGACAACAAAAAGGUAAAGAGAAA
Molecule: messenger RNA, 3017 nt
Organism: Linum trigynum
Lineage: Eukaryota; Viridiplantae; Streptophyta; Magnoliopsida; Malpighiales; Linaceae
Source: the annotation of a GenBank genome assembly